Macrosiphum euphorbiae (potato aphid) is the source of this 3477-nucleotide messenger RNA. Lineage: Eukaryota; Metazoa; Arthropoda; Insecta; Hemiptera; Aphididae. The record is from the annotation of a GenBank genome assembly.
AUGAAGAAAAUGUUGAAAUUGGUGAAAGGGGGGAAAAAAGAGGAUAAAAGUGGCUCUGGCACGCCUUCAGGCGAUGAACUAGAAGACGAUCCUGACAGUACAAUAUUCUGCUAUAAAAUUGACUCUGAAGCCGAAGACAAAAUGAGUCGAUUACACAGGGCUUCGUGGCAUGGCAGCCUAGAAAAAGUCAAGACAUUGUUGCAAAAGAAACCGAUGGACGUGAACACCGUGGACAGCUUUGACAGAACGCCAUUACACUUGGCAAUGGCCAAAGGUUACUAUAACAUUGCUUGGGUGCUGUUGAAUCACAAUGCUAGCUUAGAUUAUGUUGAUUGCGAUGGGUACACACCGUUCUUGAAGGCUGUAGAAUGCGGCCAAAAAGAAUGUGUUCAUUUAAUGUUGGAGAGAGGGGCAGAUGUAACACGCACAGACACAAAUAAAAAUUCUGCUUUACACUUAGCUGCAAAACAGGGCUCAUUCACUAUAAUAUCUAUGUUACUUAAAAAAGGAAUUAAUAUAAAUGCACAAAAUGCUGCAGGUGAAUCCGUUUUACAUGUUGCAUGUGCUGCUGAAAAUCGUGAUCUAAUAGAGUUUAUAUUAGAUAACGGGUCACUAAUAAACAUAGCGGAUAAACAAGGACGUACACCAUUAAUGGUGGUAGCGAAACUUGGAAAUAUGUCUAUUGUAGACCUGUUAUUGGACCGAGGAAGUCAACUUGAUGCUUGUGAUAUAAAUGGUUUAUCUGUGAAAGAUUAUGCUGCUAAAGCAGGUCAUUCGAAAGUAGUGAAUCAACUAUCUAUGCAAAAACUGAGUGUAAUGGCCCGAACUAGAUCUAAAGAAAAUGUUUUAGAUGAUUUGGACCAGAAUGAUGGUGCUCAGUUACAAGAAAAUAAUGAUAAAUCAAAAAAUCAAAAAAAUGUUGAUGCUCAAAUUAUAGUAAAUAAAAAAGAAAACAAAAUAGCAAAAUCAAAUGUCGAAGAUAAUCAAAAUGAAAAAGAAUAUGUGGCUAUAAAUUCUAUAGUUGCAAAUGAUAACGAUUUAAAAAUUAAAAAAAUCGAGGCCGAAAAUGUAGAAAAUAAAAAGGAAAAUCUGACUUUAAACUGCAAAGUUAAUCAUCCUGACGAGUUAAAAACAAACAAAUUAGAUAGUGAAAAUAAUCCGAGUGAAAACGAAAUUAUAACUUUGAACUCUUUGGAUAAUGAACAUGAAAUAGAUAAUAGCUCAAUAGAAACAGAAAAAGAAGUAAAAUCACUUAUUGAGAAAAAUAAAUUAACUAUUGAAACCAAAAAUGCAUCUAUAGUAAAUGUUUUACCAAUCAAAGAUGAAGAAUCAGUAUCUCAAUGCACAAUGCCUCCACCAUUAGAUCCACCUAGAAGUUGGGAUUUUAUACAGACAAGCAUAAUACACACUACAGAUAUUAAUGAAAAAGCUGAAAAAGAAACUCAGGAAAGUAUUGAGCAAAUUCCUGAUCCAAUUAUAUGUGCAGUAAACACAGAUGAUUCAGAAUUGGAAUGGGGAAGUGAUGAAAGCCUUCCAACAGAUCCUAAUCAAUCCUGUCCGGCUGUGGACGAUAAGAAAGAAGAAAAUAAAAAAACGAAUACAUUUUAUAAUUUUAUAACUUCAAAGUUAAUGAACAAAACAAAAAAUAGAGUUUCUGCAUCUGCAGACAAUAUCAUUGAUGAUACUACUACUAAAAAACAUGUGAGGAAUAAGUCUUUCACUUCACUCAGGACUUUUAAACUCACUGUUCCAUCAGAUGUAAACAAAGCUUUAUAUCAGCUUAGUCCAGAGAUGAACUUUGCACAUUCUUCAUUCAGUAAAAGCAAAUCUUUUAAUGAACAUAUACCCAAUGAAAAUGUUGAAAAAAAUUCUUUAGAAUUUGAACGUUCUAAAUCAUUGUGUUUGGAAUUAAAACAUAACUAUGAUAUAACCGAGAAUCAGCAGAGAGAUUCAGAUAGCCAAAGUGAUGAUAGUUUACGAUCAAAAAGAAGCCUUUUGUUAUCCAUGCGAAUGCCUAAAGUUCACGAUGAACAUCAUGAUGACUAUCAUUUAGAUAUCAAGGACAGUGAAACAUCUGAAGACGAGGGUCCACAUUAUUGGUACAGUCCAAAUAAAAAAAAUGAUAAAAUAGUGCAACAAGACACUGUUAUACGGAAUUACAGUGAAUCUGAUAGCGAAUCUGAAGAAAUUGGUUUACCAAAAUCUAAGUCAACUCCUGAAGGAAUUUCUAAAGAACAUAAUACAUCAGAUAAUUCCGAUUCAGAAAAUACAAUAUCAUUUUCAACUAGCCAUGAAGAUAUUUAUGGAACACAUAAACGCACUAGAUAUGCUUUAAAAAGAACUGAAUCUCUUAAAGCGUAUCUGAAGAGAGUAACUAUUGAUAAAGACAGAUUACAACAAGAAUCAUCUGGUUAUAGAGAAAUAACAGAGCUGUUAAAAUACAAGUUGGAAAAUCUUAAACAAGAUAUUUCCAGUAAAAAUGAAACAACUAAGAGACUCGAAGAACAAUUAGAUCAAUUAGAUGCUAAAUACACAGAAACUUUAAACAGGAUUCAAACACUUGAACUGUCUUCAACAAAUUUAGAUAAAGAAAACCAAUAUCUCAAAAAAAUAAAUAAAGAGAUGAUGGAUAAAAUCAACAAUGAAUAUACUUCUAACAGUGCACAAAACUCUGUAGAAAUAAUAACUCAACUUGAAUCCGGCAAUCUUAUUGAUGAAACUGAGGAUAUGUGUACAAUGGAUAGCAAGGCUUUUAUAAAACAGCUACAAGAACAAUUAAAACUGGAACAGGAUAGACGGAUAGAACUUGAUGAACGUGUUAGACUUUUAUCCGUAGAAGUUAGUGCACAUCAGUCAUGUAAUUCAACCGUGGAAUUGCUGAGAGAAUUACAAUUAAAAAUUACCAAAGAUUAUGUACCCAAAAAAGAAGUAUUGAAACUUAAAACAGAACAAGAAAGAAAAAUCAGUAAAGUGAAAAUGGAAGCUGAAAAAAAAUUAGCUGACAAAUUUUGUGACCUUGAUAAAUUAUUAUCUCAACAAAUGGAUCAACAAGGAAAAUUAGAAAUGCAAAGAGAAAAAAUUGAAAGUCAACUUAAGCAGGAAUUUGAGAAUACAAGACAAAGAUUUCAACUAGAAAUUGCAAAACUUCAAACAACACUAAAGACCAAAGAAAUGGAGGAACAAAUAUUAAGGGAACGGUGUGAGAUUCUUUCGCAAGAAAUUGAAAAAACUCAAGAUAAUAAAUGGAAAACAUUGGUGGACAAAACUUAUGGAAUAAAUGAUUUACUAAAAAGUUCACCUGAUAUGUUGUCAAUGCGUUGUAAAACUCCAGAGCCAAGUCCCACAUUUGAAAGACAAGAAUUAGGAGACAUUUCUAGAUAUCAAUACAAUGUCCAAACACUUCGAAAUGAACUGGAUAAAGUCAUUACACAAAACAAAAAUGCUGCUCUAGAAGAUGACACACUGUUUGAUGAAUAA